Trichoplax adhaerens is the source of this 1539-nucleotide messenger RNA. RefSeq lists its product as uncharacterized. Gene Ontology annotation, cellular component: RNA polymerase III complex. NCBI's taxonomy places the organism in Eukaryota, Metazoa, Placozoa, Uniplacotomia, Trichoplacea, Trichoplacidae. Gene Ontology annotation, molecular function: single-stranded DNA binding. The record is from RefSeq and is a predicted model, not a curated record. The transcript has 14 exons. Bases 1 to 1539 code for a protein of 512 amino acids.
AUGGUAAAUGCAGUAGGGCUCUAUGGCAAGAAGCUGGUCGAAAUUAGGCCAAUCUUUCCCAACCGCGUCCUUAACUUAUUGCAUUACUGUCCAAUGUCUGAUAUCAACUUAUGUGUUAUCAAGUUAGCACGACUUCUAUUUGGAGAAGUAGUAGAGCAUGUUGUAAGCUGUUUAGCUCAAAAAGGUGGAGCACCACUGAGAGAUAUUAUUCAACGAUCCAAGUUGAGCAAGGAUGAGGUGAAAAACUCCUUGUGUAUCCUCUUGCAACAUGAUCUGAUUGAUUACACGCUCAGUAAUACCAACGGCUACCUCUAUCGAUUAAAGAUCGAUCGAAUUCUGUUAUGCAACCGGUAUCCUCGCUAUAUUUACGCUAGCAAAUUUCUCUUUGGUGAUAUCGCUGAAUUAAUCGUUGAAGAAAUACUACUAAAUGGUCAAAUAAUCAAAAACGAACUCUUAGAUCAAAUAAAAAGUAGAUUAGCCGACAUCGUAGAGAAAGAUAAUACUCCUCCAGAUCCCACUGAAGUCGAUACGGCUUUUGAUGAAUUAGCUAGAAAUAACUUCAUUAUCGAAGUAGGGGGUGGAAGAAUGCUAGUGAAAAGUGAAGUUGAACAAGUUGAUAAAAUGACACCUACUACCAAUAAUAAACCAAGUGAAGAGGUUUCUACGCCCAAAAAAGGUAAUAAACGUCAAAGAUCAGAAGAUAUUCCCAGUGCUCCUGUUAGUAAACGACUUCAUCUAGAAGAAGGGACGAAUGAAAUAAAUUAUAUGAUGAUUGUUGAAGUGAUCGGUAAAAAAUAUGACUCGAUUGCUGCGGCUAUUAUGAGGAGCAUGCUUGAAUUAGAUGCUAAUCCACAAGAAAGUGAUAUUAUAACAAACGCAGUUCGGUUAAAGGAGAUUAAAUCUCACCUUCCUAAAGAAGUUAAUGUAACCAAAUCAAUACUAGAAGAAUAUUUGACAAUUUUAUACGAGGAUAAACAACUUAACACUGGUGAUCCAGAUAUACUCCACAUCUUUUCCGAAAUAGUAAAGAGGACUUUAGAAUGCCUUGUACAACAAAGAUUUGGUUCAAACUUUGGUCGCAUCUUUCGAAUCAUAGUUCAUAAAAAGAGCCUAGAGCAGAAAAAAAUUUGUGAUAUGGCUAUGCUGCCGUCAAAAGAUGCUAAAGCUAUUUUAUAUACCUUAAUGGUUGAGAAAUUCAUUAGAAUGCAGGAGAUUCCACGCAGCCUGGAUUGUGUUGCUUCUAAAACUUUUCAUCUAUUUAGUCUCGAUAUUUUGGAUACUUGUACUGUAGUUUUAAGUCGAUCAUACAAGGCUAUUGCAAACUCUAUUAUUAGACGCGAUUGGGAAGUUAACUCCAACAGGCAACGUGAAAUGCGAUUAUUAGACAAAUCUGAGCGAUUGAAGACUAUGAAGAAAUCUGUAUUAGCUAAUACUGAUGGUAAUGUUAGUAUUGAUGAAACUAUCAGAGAAUUAGAAGAAUCCAUUACGCCCAUUGAAAGCCAGCAAUUAAAAAUUUUACGUGAAAAAUUUGACAGGUGA